Messenger RNA from Planococcus citri (citrus mealybug), 2610 nucleotides. RefSeq lists its product as uncharacterized. The transcript is spliced from 3 exons. NCBI's taxonomy places the organism in Eukaryota, Metazoa, Arthropoda, Insecta, Hemiptera, Pseudococcidae. The record is from RefSeq and is a predicted model, not a curated record. The coding region runs from base 446 to 958 and encodes 170 amino acids.
CGUACGUAUAUUUCGAAUACGAUCGUGUGCGGUUUUUUAUUCUCUCUAUUUUUUUUUCUCUAAUAUGUUUAUACUUACUUAUUUGAAUUGAAAUCUCGAGGUGAAUAUUUAAGUGUAAAUUUUGUGCUUACUUACGAUGGUGCGGACUGCGGAUUAAUUCGGGAUCAUCUUUGCGCGCGUAUUUUGUUGCGAAAUUGUUACACGAGACACCAUUUUGAUAUUGCGUCGGAAAUUAACGUAGUGAAAUUUUUAUCCCUCAAGUGAAUUUUUUCGUUUGUUUGCGAAUUUUGAUGAAAUUGAAGAAUCGUGAUAACAUAUGUAUAUCGGAGGAGGUGUGUGUGUUUUUUUGUUGCUGAAUGAAUUAUGCCUAUAGAAGAAGUACAUACUUACAUUAUUAUGUAAGUCGACAGAAAGGUACCAAGUCGGAAAAAUCGAUGGAAUUAAAAUGGUGACGGUCAAACGCGUUCCAAGACUUAGAGCAGAAAAAAUGAACAACGAAUCCUUCGUCGAGAGAUACAUCCGUGCCAAAAGGCGUCACGAAGUUAGACCUGUAUGCCUAUUCGAUGAGCCGAGCCGAGCUGAAACCGACGAGUUCUUACUGCAGCUCGAAAUAGCGCAGAUGAAAGAGACCAAAAAGGUGUACGAAAAAUACGACCUCUCCGAGAUACCCGAUGGUGCCGAAAAAGAUGAUAUAUUUCCAAAAUUCGAUACGGCCAACGACGAUAAACGAGAAGACAAGAAAGUCGAGUCGAACGCGAAAUUUCAGCCCAAAGUUCUAACAGAGCAAGACAGGCCGCCUGGCAAUAAUGUUUUCGUGCCGAUAGAAAUAGCAGAACCAACUCUUUCAGAAUAUUGGCAGACAUCGAAACGUCGCAGAUCUUCCAAUUCGAAAGACCAUUCGACCAGCGAAGAUGAUGCAGAAGCGACUAAAGAUACAGGAGGAGACCCACUGGAUUGAAAACGGGAGGCGAAAAAGUAUCACACCUCUUGAAGUACAAAACAUAUCCUUUUUUUUAUUUUUUUAACAUUACUAAUUAUAUAUUACAUUGUUUAGGGAACCAUUUAGUAGUUGGGAAAAGUCGUUAGAAUAUAUUAUAAUUAUUUUUCAAAAUGAUCAUGUAUCUAUGAUAAUAUUAUAUUUUAGAAAGGAAAAAAAGAAAGGCGAAAAUGCCUCAAAAUAUAUUUAGAGUUAUGGUUUUUUAUAAUAUCAACUUAUGUAAUAUUCUAAUAAGAUUGAAAUUCGAUGUAGCUAACGAGUAUGUAUUUUAGAUCACCAUUUUUUUUAAAAUUAAGGUCACUUUUGAAUCCAUCUCAUCGUUGGGAGUUGAAUGUUGACGCUCGUUGUUACAUUUAGUGUUGUUUUCAAAUUGAUCUCUUUUUUGUAUACUCAUCGUUGUUGUUAUUUUUGAAUGAAAAAAACGUCAAUCUAUGAGCGUCAACAUUGUUUUGGGAUGUUUAUGUUUUAAGACUUAUGUUUUAUUAAUAUUUUUAUUAAUAUUGUUUUAAACGGAAUAAUAUAAUGUGAGAGGAUUAGCCCUUCACGCGAAAGAUAUUUUACAACGAGUAGAGUAGUAUCAGGAUGACUUUCGCAGUCAGUUGUCAGUUUCACAUUUGAUCUCAUAUUGUUUUCAGGGUGAAAGAGAUUCAUUAUUGGUGCUCUGUAAUAGCGAAUUUAUUGGCGAGAAAAAAACCUACGUUGGAAAAAUAAAAUAAAAAUUACCUAUAUUUUUGCAAAAAAAAAAGCCGAUAGUAGUAACGUUUUUUUAAAAAAAUGAUGCAAUGAUGCAAUAUUGAUGCUAGUCUAGUGUAAAGUGUUUUAACCGUUUUUUUUUUUUUUUUUUUUUUUUUUUUUUUUUUUAAAUAGUUGUUUAAACGCGAAUUAGUUUUUUUAAUUGUUUUUCUUUUUUUUUUAAUGCUUAUUUGUUUUAUAUAGCAACUUGGUUCGUUGGUGAGGGUAAAAUUUUAAUAAAUUAGAUUUAUUGCGAGAAAUGGGUUAUGAAAUGGUGUGUUUUUUUUUAGAUUGUUAGAGGAAUAGUUGAUAAAAUAAUAUGUUAGAGUUAUAUAAAUAUUCAUGUUACCAUGUCAGAGAGUUUAAAAUUGAAAAUUUUUGGUCAAAUUAAAAAAUAACGAAAAGAAGGAAGCGAUGAAGUUUGAAGAAAAUAAAUGUUCUCUAUUUACCAAAGAUAUAUAAUUUAAAGAAAAUCAUUCAAACUAGUUCCUGUUUCAGUUCCCCGGCAUGUAUAUUGAUAAUAUAAGUAUACGAUGUAAUAUAAUGUCUCCAGACAUCUCAUCGUGUCGUACUUAUAUUGUAUCGUAUAUAUUUUUAACCGUUAUGAUGCUUUGUUACAAUAUCCACGUUUAAAUUUUCUCAUUUUUGAACGAUUAGGUAUUCUAUUUGUAGUACUUGAUCGAUGCUGGGAAAAUUUAAUGGUGGAUUUUGCUUUUAAAUAUAGUAUAUCUGAUGGGUAUAAGUUUUUAAAUUUAAAUGGGUGAAUGCAUGGUCUGAGGGAUCAUAUAUUAGACUUUAAAAAAAUUUAUAGAAUCUUAGUCAAUAUAUUUUUAUUUUUAAUUAUAAAUUUCACAUUUUAUCAUUAAAAAAGUUCAUUUAAA